AUGACUCUGGAGGAGACCCGCGGCCAGGACACGGUUCCUGAAAGCACAGCCAGGAUGCAGGGCGCCGGGAAGGCGCUGCACGAGCUGCUGCUGUCGGCGCAGCGCCAGGGCUGCCUCACCGCCGGCGUGUACGAGUCCGCCAAGGUCCUCAACGUCGACCCCGACAACGUGACCUUCUGCGUGCUGGCCGCGGACGCGGAAGAUGAGGGCGACGUGGCGCUGCAGAUCCACUUCACGCUGAUCCAGGCCUUCUGCUGCGAGAACCACAUCGACAUCGUGCGCGUGGGCGACCUGCAGCGCCUGGCGGCCAUCGUGGGCGGCGAGGCGGGCACGCCCGGGGACCUGCACUGCAUCCUUAUCUCUAACCCGCAUGAGGACGCGUGGAAGGACCCCGCGCUGGAGAAGCUCAGCCUGUUCUGCGAGGAGAGCCGCGGCGUGAACGACUGGGUGCCCAGCGUCACCCUCCCGGAGUGA
This is a messenger RNA of Pipistrellus nathusii (Nathusius's pipistrelle), 474 nucleotides long. The record is from the annotation of a GenBank genome assembly. Lineage: Eukaryota; Metazoa; Chordata; Mammalia; Chiroptera; Vespertilionidae.